CUUCUCUUCCUUUCUUUACUCUCUCAGAUCCUAUCCUCCUUCAUAGCGAUGCGGUCGCUGGGCCUCUUGCUCGCGGUCGUCCUACUGUCCUCGUCUGCGUCAUGCUUCACGGGAGGUCACCGCGACAUAUUUCACGACGAGUACGGGCGCGAAAUUCAAAGAGACCAAGCACUGCGCAGGCGAAAUAUCGUUUACAACGGUCAGAUCGCGAAUUCGUACGAUUUUGUCGUCGUCGGUGGUGGCACGGCUGGGCUGGCUAUUGCGUCCCGCCUGUCAGAGGACUCAAAUCACACAGUUCUUGUCCUUGAGGCUGGUGACACUGGCGAUGCUGUAGCCAAUUCCAUAGACAUCCCCGGAAACGCGUACUACUCCUCUCUGCUCGGUUCAAGCUAUGACUGGAACUAUCAGACGGUAGUGCAGCCGAACGCCGCCAACAGGCAGAUUACCUGGCCGCGCGGCAAAGUGCUCGGCGGCUCGUCUGCCCUGAACGGCAUGUACGCCGUGCGCCCAUCCAAGCUCGAAGUCGAUGCCUGGGGGGCGAUGAUCCCCGGUGGCGACAAGUGGAACUGGAACAGCCUCUUCGCCAACAUGAAGAAGAGUGAAAAUUUCACCGCGCCGAGUCAGGAGAUCCAGCAGGAGGGCAACAUCAUGUACGACCCGUCAAGCCAUGGCACGUCCGGGCCGGUGCACGUCUCUUAUCCUGGAUAUAUCUUGCCCGUCGUUGGCAAUUGGACUGUGACGUUAGAAGAUAUUGGUAUUCCUUUCUCUGCAGACGCCAACGGAGGCGACGGCUGGGGCGGCUUCAUUGCGACCUCGACGAUCAACCCAACCAAUUGGACGCGCUCGUACUCGCGCUCCGCGUACAUUGAUCCACUCCCACCGCGCGCGAACCUUGACAUCCUCGCGAACAGCACUGUCACCCGCAUCAUCUUCGCCACAGGCUCGCCCCAGAACAACCUCAGCGCGAACUCGGUCGAGUUUGCAACAUCGAGGACAGCGCUGCGCCAGACAGUCAACGUCACGAAGGAGGUUAUCAUCGCGAGUGGUGCGAUUGGCAGCCCUCAAGUGCUCAUGCUCAGCGGUGUCGGACCAUCAGAUGUUCUACAGGCAGUCAACAUCCCUGUCAACGUCGAGUUGCCUGGUAUUGGCCAACAUUUGCAGGAUCAUAUUAGCACCCAAGUCACAUUCCAGACAUCCGAUGAUACUGCAGCUUCGUUACACGCAGCAAACGCCACGAACCUCCCCAACGGCCAGUCUUCGCCGUUCUUGUCCUUCAUUAAUUCUGCGACAGCUUACGCUAACAUCUCCGACCUGCUCGGCUCGUACUACACAACCUUUCAGGAGAAUAUUACAUCCGCACUUCAGACAUCCUCCUCGACACUCGUACCGUCGACCGACACUGGCGUGAUCGCGGGGUACGAAGCGAUCUAUAAUACCACGGUGCAGCUGAUGGGCACACCCAUCGGUCAGAUGGAGAUUCUCCUCUCCCUCACCGGGACGACACAGAGCACAGACAAGGUCGUUGCCAUCCAAGCGGCCCUGCAGCAUCCGUUCAGCCAAGGGCGACUGUAUAUCAACAGCUCUGACCCGUUCGACCCACCAGUCAUUGAUCCUAAGUAUAUCUCGCACCCGGCUGAUAUCGUGAUGCUCCGCGAGGGCCUCAAGCUCGCCCGCAUACUUGGCAAUACCGCGCCGCUGAGCAGCGCCGUCAUCUCCGAAGUCUCACCCGGCCCGAGCGUGCAGAGCGAUGACGACUGGGACGCCUGGGCAGCGGAAAACUUCGGUACUGAGUUCCACCCGAGCUGCUCGUGUGCCAUGCUCCCCCAGGAGCAAGGCGGUGUCGUAGACAGCGAUCUCAAGGUCUAUGGCCUCGCGAACGUCCGUGUCGCUGACGCGAGUGUGUUCCCCAUCGCGUUCGCCGCGCACCUUCAAAUGCCGACGUACGGCCUCGCCGAACAGGCUGCGAAUAUCAUCCGCGCCCAAUGGAACGGUGUCGCGCUGACGCAGCCGAGCUCGGUCACGCCGCCUACGGCUACGUCUACGCAGUCCAAGCCAACUGAGACGAACGCCAAGACGAGCAACGCGUCAUCUUUCCCCACCCUGUCCAUCUCAUUUAUGUUCUCGGUUCUCAUUAGCAUCUUCCUCGGACUAUAACUCUAGCCUUAUCUGGAACGCUUUUUGCGCACCUCCCAUUACUGGGACAGCUCCUUCCCUUCACGAUAUCAGACUCGUCUCCCUGACCACCCCCACUGUUGCCACUUUUUAACACUUCGAGACUUUAUUGUUCGGACAAUACGCAAACUAUGUUACUGGCAUAUACUUGCUUGUAUGUAUACCACACAUUGUAGACCUUUGGAUACCACGUACAGCUAAUAGCAUGGACACUGGCAUUUGCCGAUUUGUUACAG
Phanerochaete carnosa HHB-10118-sp is the source of this 2408-nucleotide messenger RNA. RefSeq lists its product as uncharacterized. The record is from RefSeq and is a predicted model, not a curated record. NCBI's taxonomy places the organism in Eukaryota, Fungi, Basidiomycota, Agaricomycetes, Polyporales, Phanerochaetaceae. The transcript is spliced from 6 exons. Gene Ontology annotation, molecular function: oxidoreductase activity, acting on CH-OH group of donors; flavin adenine dinucleotide binding. Bases 49 to 2154 code for a protein of 701 amino acids.